Molecule: messenger RNA, 6175 nt
Organism: Cephus cinctus (wheat stem sawfly)
Lineage: Eukaryota; Metazoa; Arthropoda; Insecta; Hymenoptera; Cephidae
Product: meckelin
Exons: 19
Coding region: 330-4847 (1505 amino acids)
Biological process (GO): cilium assembly
Cellular component (GO): MKS complex; ciliary transition zone
Source: RefSeq, a predicted model, not a curated record
UGUUUAACAAGUAUUCCUCCAGUUGGCCUCCAGUAUUUCUAUAUUUCAGUGAUCAAAUGCCUUAUGCAAUGAUGCGAGGUUCUAAAAUUCUACCUACACAUUUUUUUUAGUACGGUCAAACAGAAAUUUUCUUUCUUUCUAUUAUUACUUCAUCAUUUUAUAAUUUUAAGUUUCAUCCAUAUUUCAUAACAAUGAUCGACCUAACUAAUAAGGAGCUAUAAACUACUGAUACACCUGGCAUGGUAGAAUAACCAACGUUGCCAUGGAAACCAUAGGAAAAUCAAACAAACUACCCCAUAAAUUAGUGCAAUCACAAUCCCAAUACAAAAAUGUUUAACAGAUACAAUUGUUUUAGUAUUCUUAUAUGCUAUUCAUGUUUAAUUAUGAGUUAUAUUAGUGGAUUAAAUACCAAUGACAUAAUUUUUGAAUUUUCGGAUCCUACUAUGUGUGAUUGUAGUAAUUAUUAUGAUUUAAAUACAUUUUCAUGUAUACAGUGUGAUGCCAAAAAAAAUCUAAUACCAAGUUAUGAUCGUUUAAUAUGCAUCUGUAAUAAGACUGCUAAAACUAUUGGUUACAAAAAGGGAAUACCAUUGUGUCAUCCAUGUGAUCAGGAUGAAGUUGUAACUAGCGAUGGCUUAGAUUGUAUUUCAUGUCAAAAUAUUAGAAGUAAUGAUACUUGUAAUUGUUCUCCAGGUGAAAUAAAAUUGGAACGCAAUGCAAGUGGAAUACUCUUACCUGCUUUUGAAUGUCUUCCAUGUCCUGAGAAUUUUUAUCCAUCAUCCGAUGGCCUGAAGUGUCUUCCUUGCAAUAGUAACACAUAUGCUAGUCAUAUGCGUUGUGCAUGUCCUAUUGUCUCCCAUGUAAGAAUAUUUGAAUACUGUAUUCCUAAAAAUGGUCUCACAUCCUGGCCAGAUGUACGGAGUACUUAUUUAGCAAAGUUUGACACUCAAAGUAUUGAUAGUUAUUAUUUGAGAACUGAAUUGCAACUGGCAGUAUACUUAUGUGAGGAUGGGAAUAAAACAGCCUGUGAACAUUUAUCGAAUAUGUGUGCAUUGACACUUUUUCAAGAUAGUAUGCCCUGUAAAAUGGUUCUACAGAGCCAUAAUUUUCCAGUUCAGCUAUUCUAUGGUGCUGGUGAAUCUGCUAAUGUUCUCAGUAGUAGAAAAAUCUCUCAAAGAUAUACACUUGUGAAGAACAAUGAUGCUUCGGAAUUGAAGUUCAUGGUUGCUGCAGUUUCCUUAAGAGGGAAAUUUCAGUCAAUUGAAACACCAAACAUAGUUUGCAACAUCUUUACAAAUACUAGAUUUGGAGUAAACGUUCACAAAAAAUGUAAAAUUACUGCUGAAGAGCUACUAAAUACUAAAAUGGAAGCAUAUAUCCCAUAUUUAAUGUAUAAUGAAAACGAGAAAAAAUUUCUUCACGCGUUGCCAGUAUUUAUAAAAAAUAUAAAUAAGAAUGAAAAUAAUAUAUCUCAAUGGCAACAUGUACGAAGAUUCUUCGUUUUCGAUAAUAUACUGGGCUAUAGGGCAAUACCCAGUUCAAUUAAUAAUAGUUUUCAAAAAGAGGCUGAUCUAGCAGUUUUUCGAUAUAUCAAAUCUUUUAACGUUUUAGUAAAAACACAAAGCAAAGAAGAGCGUGGAAAAAUUUAUCCACCAUUAAUAGUGAUCGAGUAUGAGGAACUCGAGAAAGAAGAAAUUCUUAAUAAUGUCGACAUCAUUAUGACUUAUAAAGUUACAUACUCUUUAGAAGAUAAUGACCUGGAUAGCGCAAUGGGGAUAUAUACAGGAGUUUUUUCGGGGUUUGCACUGGUUUUGUCAGCAUUGAAAACAUGGAGUUAUUGUAGACGAAAUGGUAACAAUGUUCCCAACGCUGGAAUAUUCAUAUGGUUUUCCAUAUUCUCUUGUGGCAUACUUGGAAAUGUGCUGUUAUUUGUAUCAUUCACUACUAGCAUUUACACGUUUAUCUUUUAUAAGGGACAAACAGUUUUGCACGUUCUUUUACCUGCUGAAGUCAAUGAGUUUAACAUUCAAGUAUUUACGGCGAUCGCCUUCUGUUUUAAAGUGAUAGAAAUGGCAGCACUCAUGUAUCAACUUCAAAAUGUAAGUGUAUUCUUUGUCGACUGGGAACAAUCCAAAACGGUUCAAGCGCAAAUCAAACACGAUUCCCCUCAUACUUCAUUGAAAAAACAAUACUCCAAGCGAUUUUCAUUGGAAACAAGCAACCCAUUAAUGAGCACACCAUCAGGAUUAAUCCCUUCCAGAAAAAAUAAAAUUUCAUUAAAAUCGAACGCUGAUGAUGUAGCAAGUGGACAUUCUUCGCAGUUUUCAAGUGAAAAAAGUAAUGAAGAUUUCACAGAAUAUUCAGAUAUGAAUAUAACAUUAGGAGGUCGAGAUAAUGAACAAUUAUCAACAAUCAGUAUAUGGAGAACAUAUUUUGUCGCCAACGAGUGGCUAAGAAUUCAAACACGACGAAAAAUUAGCAUGAUUGUACAGAGCGUAUUCACUUUAUUUUUAUUAGAAGUUGUAGGUCUCAAAUUUUUAGCUUCAGCAAAUCCCGAAUUAAUGUUAGAUGAACAAGAGAAUUUCUCAAAAGUGGAGCAUAGCUUCACUUUGCGUUAUGCAGUUGGUGCUAUGGUGUAUAUGACUGUCUAUUUUGUGCAGUGGAUGAUAUCUGUCACAUUUUAUCAACGCUAUAUUACAAAUUUUUUACAAGAAUUUAUCGAUCUAUGCUCGAUAGCAAAUAUCAGUACUUUUGUCCUCGCGCUUAAUUAUUAUGGAUUUUACAUUCAUGGAAGAUCUGUGCAUGGGUUUGCAGACACUGAUCUUGCCACUUUAUUAGACAAUUUAAAGAUGGAAGAGGAAAACCUAUGUGCACACAGAGGACUUGUUCCUGGCACAACAGAUCAGACGUUCGUUAUAUCAGUUUCAACUGCAUUCCGGGCCUUUUAUAAUAAAGUGUUACGUCCGCUCAAAUCUGAUGAAAACAGAUUCCUCAGAAGGAAUAUUUCUGAGCAAUCAAGUUUGGAAAAGAGUUUACAAAUUCAUCUUAAACUAAAAAAAUUCCUAAUUGGUUUUUUGGACCAUUGUUACAAAGAUUUGGACUAUGUUGUGAAAGAGAAACAGCUCAUGGAAAAAGUGGGAGAUAUUGAACUUACUGAUGUCACAGAACGUUCUGUGUUCUAUAUUGAUAAUAAAUACUCAUUUGAUCGCGUCCUGUUUCAUGGAAAUGAGUGCACAUUAGCUACAUUUGAAAUAACGUUAUUUAUAUUCAUUGAAGUCUUUUCGGAGAGUUACAUUCUUGCUAUGAUAUGUACCUUCAGUAUAUCACAACUGGUAUGCAUUUACUUUUUUAUAGGUUGUCGAAGCGCACCAAUUUCUCUUGAAGCAAGGUCGCUUUCUGGUUGGCGUACUUCCCGACACUGUGUUGUUACCAGAGCUUUAGACCUUACAUUAGAAUCUUUCCAGUCAAUUAGGAGCAAAGCUGGUGCAUUAAUUAUCGUACUUCCAGAGAAACUUGAUUCUUUAACAGAAGAAGAAAAACAGCAUAUUAUGUCAUUAGAAGAAUUCAUGAUCUUUGGACCAGAAACUUUGAUUCCUGUAUAUUUUGCAUCAUGGAAUGCAGAACUGCAGGUUAUUUUGGAUGAUAUAACAACAGAAUCAGUUAGUGAUGAAAAAACUGGAACAGCAGCAGAGGCUAUGUUCAACUCAAUUUCUGCAAGUGGUUACCAAGUAGUUGUUGCAUCUGGUCAACCAGCUGUUAGGUCUGAUAUAAAGGUUGCAACGUUACAAGGAAAGUUAACAGGAGCAGGAGCAGAAGAAAAGUUACCUACAAUUGCAUUGGUUGCAUACUAUGAUAGUUCAGGAGUAGCUCCAGAAUUAUCAUUUGGUGUGGAUAGUAAUGCUUCCGGAGUAUCGUUAUUGUUGGAAUUAGCUAGAUUAUUUUCUGCACUAUACUCAAUGGGAAAAUCAAGACCUGCACACAAUCUCGUUUUCAUUUUGACUGGCGCCGGUAAAUUGAAUUAUCAAGGUAGUAAAAAAUGGUUGGAAGAUCAACUUGAUGGACUGGAAGGAUCAAUAAUUCAAGAUGCAUCAUAUGUUAUCUGCCUGGAUACUAUUACAGCAAGCAAUAACCUAUAUGUACACGUAUCAAAACCACCAAAGGAAACUUCACCGGGCGGUUUGUUUUAUAAGGAACUUAAAUCUGUCGCAGAUUCUCUCGGUUCCAUUAAUGUUGAGGGUGUACAUAAGAAAAUAAAUCUUGCUGAAGAGACCCUUGCAUGGGAACACGAAAGAUACAGUAUUCGUAGGUUACCUGCUGCAACUUUAUCAUCUUUGAAGAGUCAUAAAGAUCCUAUCAGGACAACUAUUUUGGAUGUAGCCAGAGCUGGACAGGUGGAUAGGCUAUAUAAGCAUACGCAAGUCGUGGCUGAAGCACUUGCCAAACACAUCUAUAAUUUAAGUUCUAGCCAAAUUUUCGCAGAGCCCUUGUCGGUUUCCAAAGACUCGUUAUCCUUGUGGCUCAACUAUUUAGCAUCUCAACCAAGAGCAGCCCCUUUACUCGCUGACAAACAAAAUCCAUUAGUUUCUACCCUUAGAGAAGCUAUGUCCCGAUAUCUUGGUGACGUUAAAGUCACGUUACACAGCCCUGACAAGCGAGAUCCAGAGUUUGUUUUUUAUGAUGUUACAAAGGCCACGCUCAACGUAUAUAGUGUAAAACCUGCGGUAUUUGACCUUUUCCUUACAAUUGCUAUAGUACUUUACUUAGGUAUAGUAUAUUUGGCGGUCCAUAACUUCCCACACGUAUAUUCCUUGGCGACUAGUCUUUCAGUUAAGACUAAAACUUCAUAAGUACUAAAUAACUAAAAAAAAUCAUUACGUCAUGCAAUAAAGGCGAUCCACGUUCUUAAACAGAUAAUUUGUCAUAACAAAGUUCAAUAAUCGCAAGUUGCAACUAUGAAGAACUAUGUGGUUUUCUAUUAGGAAGAACUCUUUUGAACUGAUAUUGAAAGGAAGAAAUAUAGAUAUCGUAAAGAAAAAAUAAAGUACGUAAUUCUCGUAGGAUACUUCCUCUAGAAACCAAACGAUAUCUUAUACCGGGACAAAGGUAUUGCGUGUUAAGUAGGCCAAAAAAUGCUGCUACCAAUUAGAUUGUAUAAAGUAUUUAGUGGAUUUAAUGUAGCAUAUUUUGAUGUCCGAGUAAUAAUGUUAUGAACGGCCAUAUAUAAGAACUGUGUUUAAAGUAUUUUAUUACAAGGAAUUUUUCUAAUAUUCUCGAUACGAGAAAUAUUGCAAUGCGCUUGGGAGCAAAUUUUAUUAGUUUUCCUUCAAUGACUUUAUUCCCUUUGUAGGAAUAAGGGCCACGUGGGAGCAAUUCGAUAAAUUAUCUUGCAAUACAAAGACCAAGUAGUGAAAUAUGCAAGAAUAAUUUUACAUCUAAAAGCCCUCUGCGUUUUUGGUGUCAUAUACAAGGUUAUUUGAGAAUAAAACUUUUGAAUCGAAUAUGAACUUGCAGAGACUUCUGCGAAGCCAGUCAAAUGUCAGUGCUGUACACAAUUAAUUAGUCGUUACAUUUUUUGAGAAUAAUUAUGUAGUUGUGAUCAUUACAUCUAAACUUGUUAAUGAAAAAGUAGAGUAGUUAACGUCUGCAAUUUAUUAUUGCUCAAACAAUCUGUAUUUCUUGCCUUUUCAAACUCAAUUGAAUUUUAUAUAGCCAUAGAUUAGGACGAGUUUACGUAAGGCAAGUAUUAAGUCUAAUAUGUUUGGUUUUGUUUACCAAUUUAAGUUCUAUAGUUAUUACAGUUCGAUGUUCUACAAUUAUACGUGUAUAGACUCGAUGUAGCUGUAGAGCAUAAGCAGCUAAUGCUUCGAAAUUCAAAUAAAGCAUCUGUGAUCACAGCUGAUAAGAAAUUGAAGCGUUAAUCUCAUUAAGUCAUUUUUUGCUUUACGUUAAAAGUUAAUCGUUUCUUAACUGUAUUCAAAGCCCUAUCAUAUUAUAUGCCUUUCGCGUGAGAAAAUAUCACUCCACUAUUUAAACUCUUAUUCAGUUCGUUUCAUUAAAUCAUUAUGAAACAAAUACAUCCUAACAUUUUCAAUGGAAAAGCGCAUUUCAUUUAAGUAUGUACUAUGAAACAAAGUAAAUUAUGGUGCACCUGGAAAAUAAAAUUAAUUUAAUGGUA